This is a messenger RNA of Aureobasidium subglaciale EXF-2481, 7836 nucleotides long. RefSeq lists its product as uncharacterized. The record is from RefSeq and is a predicted model, not a curated record. Gene Ontology annotation, molecular function: 3-oxoacyl-[acyl-carrier-protein] synthase activity; phosphopantetheine binding; fatty acid synthase activity. The transcript has 10 exons. Lineage: Eukaryota; Fungi; Ascomycota; Dothideomycetes; Dothideales; Saccotheciaceae. Gene Ontology annotation, biological process: secondary metabolite biosynthetic process; fatty acid biosynthetic process. The coding region runs from base 1 to 7836 and encodes 2611 amino acids.
AUGUCUCAAUCAACCAACGACGUGCACUCAGGGCUGGACCCUGUUAUGCCAAUCGCCAUCAUUGGUGUAGCUGGUCGUUAUCCGGGAGAUGCGUGCAAUCCUGAGAGACUUUGGGAUAUGAUUUCAGAAGGCAGGAGUGCUAUGAGCGAAGUCCCGAAGGAUAGGUUUAAUGUGGAUGCAUUCUAUCAUCCCCACAACGAGAGAAGCGGCACCUUGAAUACCAGGAACGCACACUUCAUGAAUAGAGACGUCUCCGCAUUCGACGCUCCUUUCUUCUCCAUCACACCGAAUGAGGCGAAAGCAAUGGAUCCGCAACAGCGUUAUUCGUUGGAGUGCUGCUACGAAGCCUUGGAAAACGCUGGCAUUCGUAUCCCCGAUAUUGCUGGCACCGACACCUCUGUCUUUGUCGGCAGUUUUUCCAAGGAUUACAACGAGCUUUCAUCUAUUGAUCCUGAAGAGAUCCCACUAUACUUUGGUGUAGGCACGGGUAGCGCUAUGCUUUCGAACAGACUCUCAUGGUGGUUCGAUUUGCAUGGACCCUCCGUCAGUCUUGAUGUCGCGUGCAGUUCGUCCGGCGCAGCUCUGCACUUAGGUUGCCAAAGUCUCCGCACAGGAGAAUCGAGCAUUUCUAUCAUUGGAGGUGUCAAUUUGAUCCUCCUGCCUGGUAUCAUGACCAACAUGUCCAGUCUACACUUCCUCAGCGAGGACGGUGUCUGUCACUCAUUUGAUGAGUCAGCAAAUGGAUACUCCAGAGGCGAAGGUGCAUCCUUCCUUGUCAUCAAGCCUCUGGACGCAGCCCUUCGGGACGGAGAUGUCAUUCGUGGAGUCAUCCGAAACACAGCAUGCGGCCAAGAUGGUAAUGGAAACGCUGGCAUCACUGUGCCUAAUGGAAAUGCACAAGAAGCUCUGAUCCGAAAAUGCUAUGCUGAUGCUGGAUUGAGCCUUGCUGACACACAGUAUGUGGAAGCUCACGGUACCGGCACACAAGCCGGAGACCCAGCAGAGACGGCCGCUCUGUCCGCGACACUCGGAAUGUCUCGACCAAAGGGCGAUCCUCUGCUGAUAGGUUCAGUCAAGACGAAUGUUGGCCAUCUUGAGGGUGCAGCUGCUGCCCUGGGCGUCACCAAGGCCAUAUUCUGUCUUGAGAAAGGUGAGAUCCCAGCGACCAUUGGCUUCAAGACAGCCAACCCGCGCAUUCCAAUGGAGGACUGGAAUCUGCGAGUUGUCGACAAGCUCACACCCUGGCCCUCCUCCGGCCCUCGCCGCGUGAGUAUCAACUCCUUUGGCUAUGGUGGUACUAACGCGCAUAUCAUCAUCGAUGACGCCUAUCACUACCUGAAAGCGCGAGGUCUUUCCGGAAACCACAAUACUACAGUAUCAAGUGGCUCGCUCACUCCUUCAACUCCAGAGUCUGUCGACUCCGGUCUGGGUCUGUCGCCGCAAAGCAGUGUGAGCCCGGAGGAUCCCCUAUCUCCUCAGGGAGAAAUGGAUUAUUUCUCAGCGUUGAAACGUGACCGGCAGCCAAGAUUGUAUGUUUGGUCCUCAAACGAGCAGCCUGGCGUUCAAAGGUCAGCCCAAGUUUACAAAGACUACCUGGGCAAGAAAGCGUCGAAGAAGAUGGCCUACAGCAGUGAGAACCAGCUACUCGCCAAGUUUGCGCAUACACUAUCGAACCGCCGUACUUUUUUGCCAUGGAAGAGCUUCGCAGUCGCAUCAUCGUUGGAGGAGCUUUGUGUCAAUCUGGGAGCACCCCCGGUCUCGCCAGUGAGGUCAGUCAAAGCUCCCAAGCUCGGAUUUGUCUUCACGGGCCAAGGCGCGCAGUGGUUCGCUAUGGGUCGUGAGCUCUGUGCAUUCCCGUCUUUCCAGAGAUGUCUUGCAGAUGCAAGCACUCAUCUCCUGAGUCUCGGGUCGCCAUGGUCUCUACUUGAGGAGUUCAACCAAGACGAGAAAAGCUCGCAAGUAAAUCUGCCAGCUAUCAGUCAGCCUCUCUGCACUGCUCUCCAGAUAGCAUUGGUCGAUCUUCUUGCCGAAUGGAACAUCAAGCCAAAUGCUGUAGUUGGUCACUCGAGUGGCGAGAUCGCCGCGGCUUACUGUACUGGUGCCCUGUCGCGAGAAGCCGCUUGGGAGGUAGCUUAUCAUCGCGGUCGUCUGGCAGCCAUUCUCCCUGAGAUCGCACCGCUAGCAAAAGGGUCCAUGCUUGCCACCAAUGUCAACGAUGUCGACGCGCAGAGCUAUAUCAAUCGUCUGAUCAAGGGCUACGCGACCGUGGCUUGUGUCAACAGCCCAGAAUCAACCACAAUCUCUGGUGAUCUGACAGCAAUUGUUGAGCUAGAGGAGAUGCUGAAAGAAGACGGCAGAUUUGCUCGAAAGUUGCAAGUUACCACAGCAUACCACUCAAAGCACAUGACUGCCAUCGCAGAGCUGUACGAGUCUGCGAUCAAAGACAUUGAGCUCAACACUUCCAAAUCGUCGGUAAUCAUGUUCUCGAGCGUGACUGGUCAUCAUGUCGAAGCAAAGCAACUCGGACCCCGUUACUGGGUUCACAACAUGGUCAAACCAGUCGAGUUUUCUGGUGCUGUACACAACUUGUGCCACCAUACGCCUAGCAAAGGGUCCAGAUCCAGGAAGCCAUUGGUGGAUGUCCUGGUCGAGAUUGGCCCACACUCUGCUCUCCAAGGCCCGUUGAAGCAGAUCAUCAAAGCCGAGUCAGGCAAAUUCGCCGAGGUCGCCAGCAUUUCGCUACUUUCAAGAGGCCGAGAUGCCAGGAUCACGACAAUGGAAGCGCUUGGCACGCUGUUCCAGAGAGCUUAUCCAGUCAAUCUCUCUGGCUGCAAUGGAACUUCCCAAGCUGAUGCCUUCCUGGUUGACAUUCCGCCGUUCGCCUUUAACCAUGGCGAGAACAACCGCUACUGGCACGAGAGCCAGGCCUCCAAAAAUACCAGAUUCCGAGCAAAGCCAAGAACAGACCUUCUGGGAGCUAUGAUCCCGCAGAGUAACGUUCUGGAGCCAGUCUUCCGCAACAUCUUACGCGUGACAGAAAUUCCAUGGAUUGAACAUCAUCGCGUUCAAGGUACUAUCCUGUACCCUGCAGCAGGAAUGCUUGUUAUGGCCAUCGAGUCUUGCGUUACCCGCGUCGAUCCGACUCGUGUUGUUGAGGGCUACGAGCUUCGAGACGUGAUUGUCGGCAAGGCAAUCGUGAUUCCAGAAGGCGAGAGCGGCACAGAAACAUUGCUCAAACUUCGUCCUUGGAGAACUGGCACUCGCGAUCUGGCAUCAAACUGGGAAGAGUUUCGUAUCUAUUCCAGACAAGGUGAUGUGUGGGAGUUGAACUGCAGUGGCCUUUGUCGUCCAAAGUAUAAGGCUGACACCAAAGUCUGGUUCGCCGACGAGGAAAAGGCGACUUGGCAAAAGAAGCUGGCAGACUUCCACGAAGUCUCAAACAGCUCACCCAAACUCGUCGACAUUGAAGCGCACUACGGACAUGUCGCCAGCCUAGGCUAUGGCUUCUCUGGUCCUUUCAAGAGCGUUCGCAAAAUCCACAAAGGCCACUUCCGUGCGAGGACCGAGAUCGAAAUCCCGGAUACUGCCGCGAUGAUGCCAAGAAACUUCGAAUUUCCCCACAUCAUUCAUCCCAGCACUUUGGAUUGUGUCUUCCAGACUGGCAUUGCAGGAGCUUCCUCCCUCGAUGGCCGCAUCGACUCCGCACUUAUUCCUGUGAGCGCUCAGCGUCUGUUUGUGUCUGUAGAUAUACCCGUGAGAGCUGGUGCAGUGCUCCAUUGCUCUGGACGCGUCGAGAAUGAAGGCUUCGAGAACGCGCGUGGCUCUUUCACCGUCUAUGACGACAGUUUCUCGAAGCCCCUCAUUGUUCUUGAAGGUGUCAAAAGCAGUGCUCUCCGCCAGGAUGAAUUUGGAGCAAAUCAAGGCACCAACAUCAGAAAACUGGCUGCCCACUUCCACUGGCAACAAGAUAUCGAAAAGAUAAGUCUCCAGGAUCUGCAGCAUGUCUGUGCAACAGCUCGAGCAGGUGAGGUUGCUCUUGAUGCGCGAGUCACUUCUGAGCUCGAACACGCCAGCUACAUCUUCAUGAGAAAUGUGGUCGUGAACAUUUCUCCAAAGGAGGCAGCGUCUUUCGCACCGCACAUGCAGAAGUACUACAGCUUCAUGCAGAAAACGCUACAAGAUGUAAUGCAGAGAAAUAUCGCUCAUCAGCACGGUUACCUCGACUGGCUGGUAGCUACCCCAUCCGAGGAGGAGGCUCUUUUGAAGAGGGUUGCAGCCUCGUCAGCCGAUGGUGCCGCGCUCUGCAAACACGGUAAGAAUCUCGUCCGCGUCUUGCGAGGUGAAGCUCUAGCGAUCGAAGUGCUCAUGGAGGAUAACCUGCUCAACAACUUCUAUCAGUACGGUGUAGGAAAUGCCCAGAUCUACGCUCAAUUGGGAAGCGUUGUAGACCUGCUUGGUCACAAGAACCCGGACAUGAAGAUUCUCGAAAUCGGAGGUGGUACAGGAGGCGCUACACUUCCCGUACUGUCGGCCCUUGGAGGCCAGAAUGGCACUUCGCCGCGCUUCUCGACCUACACAUUCACUGAUAUCAGUAGUGGCUUCUUCGAGAAGGCACACGAAAAGUUUAAGCCGUGGCUACCCUUCAUGGACUUUGCGAAGAUGGAUGUCUCGACGGAUCCGCUCGAACAAGGUUUCAAGGCUGGGCAGUAUGACCUUAUUAUCGCUGCAAACGUCCUGCACGCAACUGCGUCAAUGGAUGAAACACUGAAAAACUGUCAGAAACUUCUCAAGCCUGAAGGCAAGCUUAUUGUCAGCGAGAUUACCAAUUGUCUUCUUAGGUUCCACAUGAUUGUGGGCUCAUUCGAAGGUUGGUGGGCAGGCGCCCAAGACGGCCGUGAAUGGGGUCCAACCAUGACGCAAGAAGUCUGGAAUACGACACUGCUCCGCAAUGGAUUCAGCGGUGUUGAACUUGCUCUAGAUGAUCUAGAAGAUGCCGAGAAUCACGCAUACACGCUUAUGGUAUCGACUGCAUCCACACCACCACCGGAAGUUCCUCUUGGCAAGACCGUCAUCAUCCGGGCGCCACAAGCUACCUCGGAGUUGACUGAGUUUACUCUUAUGCUUCAACAGUCUCUGGAAGCGAACGGCGCCAAGGUCAGAUCCCUAGAUUUGCAUGAGGUACUCGCCAAAGACCUUUCCCAGACUUCGGUCAUCUCUCUCCUUGACUGCGAUGCAGAUCAUCCCUUCCUUUCUGAUAUCGCCCAGACGGACUUUCAAUGUGUUAAACACAUUGUAUCCACAGCUCAUUAUUCGGCCUUCCUCUCCCGUGGCGCAGCGAUCAACAGCGAGCAUCCAUUUUCUGGCCUCAUGACUGGUAUGGCUCGAUGCAUCCGCGCAGAGUCAGGGCCUACAUUCGCUCUCUUGACUCUCGACCUGGAUGCUUCAAACGCCAUCAACACCGACAGCAAUGUCGCCACUGUGGUUCAAGUCUACAAAAGUGGUGCAACCGGCACACACCGCCGCCGUCCAGAUUGGGAAUAUGCAAUCCGCGACAACAAGGUCAUGAUCCAGAGGAUCUUGCUGGAGAACGGUACCAACGAGCUCAUCUCCAGUCUCAACACAACACCAAAGCGUGAACUCAUGCCUUUCGUUCAAGAAGGUAGACCGCUGACUCUUGGUAUCGAGACACCGGGACGUUUGGACACUCUUCAACUCGACGACGAUGCCCAAUAUUACACCGAUAUGAAACCUGAUGACGUUGAGAUUGCCGUUGGUGCCGCGGGACUCAAUUUCAAGGAUGUCAUGAUCGCCAUGGGUCAGCUGCAAGAGCCAACCCUUGGUAUGGACUGCAGUGGUGUUGUUAGUCGAGUCGGUCAGAAUGUGAGCAACGUCAAGGUUGGCGAUCGAGUCAUGACCUGGACGUCAGGCGCUUUCUGUAACUUCGCCAGAUCGCCUGCUUCCAUGGUCUCUUGCAUUCCCGACAGCAUGUCUUUCGCCGUUGCUGCCAGUGUUCCAUUGGUGUGGUCCACCGUUGUUUACUCGCUUAUCAAUACCGCGCGCCUUCAAAAUGGUGACUCUAUCCUCAUUCAUGGUGCAGCCGGUGGCGUUGGCCAAGCGGCUGUCAUGUUGGCUAAGCAUAUCGGGGCCGAGAUCUACGCUACUGUUUCUUCCGAGUCCAAGAAACAAUUGAUUAUGGACACUUACAGUAUCCCAGAGGAUCACAUCUUCAGCAGCAGAGACCUUUCCUUCGCUGCUGGUGUCAUGCGGAUGACCAGAGGCAGAGGUGUUGAUGUUGUUUUGAAUUCUCUUGCUGGAGAAGCACUGCAGGUGUCUUGGGACUGUAUUGCCUGGUUUGGACGCUUCAUCGAGAUCGGCAAGAAGGAUAUUGAAUCCAACACCGGACUCAGUAUGGAGCCGUUUGGUCGCAACACGACAUACUCGUCUAUCGAUCUCACCGGCUUAAAGGCGCAUGAUCUCAAGACUUGCUCGAAGGUUUUCGCAAAUGUCGUCAAACUGCUUGAGCAAGGUGUGAUCGCUCCUGUGCAGCCUAUCGUCACCAUGCCUUUCAGCAAACUAGAAGAAGCCUUCCGAACAAUGCAAAUGGGCAAACACAUCGGCAAGCUGGUGCUAGAAGUCAACGAUAACGACAUCGUGCCGGUCAUCCCUGCACGGGUGAAGCCUUACAAUUUCCGAUCUGAUGCGACAUAUCUACUUUCAGGUGGCACUGGCGGUUUGGGCAGAAGUAUUGCAAAGUGGAUGGUCAAGCAAGGUGCCCGCAAUCUUGUCUUCUUGUCGAGAUCCGGCCCAAGCAAACCCGAAGCUCAAGACACCAUCAGCGCCUUGACAGAGCAAGGCGCACGAGCUGUCGCAUACAGCUGUGAUAUUUCAAACCGCGAUGACAUGAAACGAACCCUGGACACCAUUCGUGACCAGGGCUUCCCGCCUAUUCGGGGCGCGAUCCAAGGUGCCAUGGUUCUUCAUGAUGCUAUGUUCUGCAAUAUGAGUCAUGAACAGUAUCUUACAGCGCUGAGACCUAAGGUUCAAGGCACUUGGAAUAUGCACGAAUUGCUACCGAAGAACCUUGACUUUUUUGUUCUCCUUUCGUCUAGCGCGGGUAUUGCAGGAUCCAGAGGUCAAAGCAAUUACGCAGCUGGUAACGCUUUCCAGGACGCACUCGCAUACCACCGUAGAGCAAUUGGUCAGGCUGCUGGUGCAAUCGAUCUCGGAGUUGUCCUGGACGUCGGAUACGUGGCCGAGAGCACUUCCACUGAAGUCAGAGAGAACACCAAGCGGUUUAGCUUCGUCGCCCUGCGCGAGAUGGAAGUGCAUGCCCUAAUACAAGCCUCAAUCACUGGCGAAAGUAUCCGAGGCCAGAAGGUACCACCUCAGAUCAUCACUGGACUAGGCACGGGAGGUAUGGCCAAGUUUGCCGGCUACAAGAUUCCUUGGUGGUUCAGCGACGCCAAGUUCGCCCAUGUCCGCGAUGUCGACACGCACACAGUCUCAGUCGAGACGGAAGAUACUCUGCAAUUGCAGACCUUACUCGCGGCUGCAACCAGCUUCGAAAAUGCCACCGAGAUUGUGGGCUCGGCAUUGGUGCAGAAGCUGUCAAAGUCACUCAUGGUGCCGGCCGAAGAUAUUGAACUCUCUCGACCCAUGAGCAGAUAUGGCGUUGACAGUUUACUCGCUGUUGAGGUGCGCUCAUGGCUCUUCACGGAGCUGCAAUCGGAUAUUUCGGUCUUCCAAUUGCUUAGCAAUGGUCCUAUCACUGAUCUUGUCAAGACGAUUAUUGGGAAGUCGAAAUGUGUGCCUUCUGCUUUCCAGGCGGAAAUUUGA